Molecule: messenger RNA, 2635 nt
Organism: Nothobranchius furzeri (turquoise killifish)
Lineage: Eukaryota; Metazoa; Chordata; Actinopteri; Cyprinodontiformes; Nothobranchiidae
Gene: tlcd5b
Product: TLC domain containing 5b
Cellular component (GO): membrane
Source: RefSeq, a predicted model, not a curated record
UAAUUUUGCUUUAGAGCAAGAAAAAUAUCAAAUCAUGAACAAAAAGCUACAACUACAUGAAAAAUAAACAUACAAGCUUACAGAUUUCCUAUUUUUAAAUAUAAAGUAAAAAAUAUAAUGUUAAAUAUAAUGAAGUGGUGAAAAUCUGGCAAAAUACUUAAAUUUAGAGAUUCUAUGUAGGGAUGCACCAAUUGCAGUUUUUGGCCGAUCACCGAUCUUGAGAAAAACCUGACUUGCCGAUACCGAUUUUAGUCAAUACCGAUUUUUGUCGAUACUGAUUUUGUCUCAAUUAAAAGCAGAUUAUGUCAAUGUUUGAAUUUCCUUUUAUUGAGAAAACCAAUAUGAAUAUGAAACAUUACCAGAUUCAACUGGACAUGAGGUCAUGUUCUCAAAUAUAAAUUAACAUAUAGCAUUGCUGUUUAACUACAAAAUCAUAUUUGUUCCAUUAGACUUUCAGUUUUCUAAAUUUGAAAACCAAACCUUUGUACCUGUUUUGACACAUUUGUCCAAAAAAAUGACUCCAUAGCAAUAAUUUGCUUUAACUAGAACUAGGGGCGAACUGAUUGCAGGUUUUGGCCGAUCACCGAUCUUGAAAAAACCCGAGAUUGGGGCAGAUAGAUCGGUUGGCUGUUUCUAAUUCUACGUUAUCUUUUGUUUAUUUCUGAUGAAACUCAAUAAAGAUUUUAAUUCAGUUAAUAAAUAUAUUCAGUUAAGAAUUUUAAAAUGGAUCAAUCCUUAUUAAUUAUUCAAAUAUUCAACAACUUAAAUGAAAUCAUCCAGAAAAUGAAGAUCAAUGAGAGGAUACGUCCUGAAUGAGUCCCAGCAGCCUGGCACCACCCGACCUGUCCAAAACUAAAAGCAGGUCUCUGCAGAGUCUGUAAUCUUUUAAGAGGAUCGAGUGUGCGAUCCAGGGGGAGGGAUUCGGGAUGUGCCAACUGUCCAUGGUGGUGUGCACAUGGCUUUCCUGUCCACCUGAGCUGUGGACAGUUAGUGGGACACUUUAUGACUUUAUGGGACAUGAACAGGGACGCAGGCUGAGGACGCCUGACAGAGAUGACAUGGGUCACGAGUUUUAGGACAACUGGGACAAAGGGGAGUUAAGAUCCAGAUGGACAUGCCGGUGUUAGAGGUGGCCUGCAGCCUGAUUGGCUGGCUGAGCCUCUACCUGCUGUUCUGCUGCACCUUUCCUCAUCGGGGAGCUGAGUGGAACUGCCGCCUGGUCACGUUGACCCACGGGGUCCUCAUAGUGCUGCUGACAGCAUAUGUGGUGUUUAUUGAUGGACCCUGGCCCUUCACACAUGCAGGGACAGAAAACACAGAUCUCCAGGUCUUCUCUCUGGCCGUCUGCCUGGGCUACUUCUUCUUUGAUCUGAGCUGGUGUGUGUGCUACCGCACCGAAGGCCCGGUCAUGAUGGCCCACCACACCGCCAGCAUCCUGGGCAUACUGCUGGCGUUGUUCACAGGCGUGUCGGGCUGCGAAACCUGUGGGGUCAUCUUUGGCAGCGAGAUCACCAACCCCCUGCUCCAGAGCCGCUGGUUCCUCCGCCAGCUGGGCCUGUACGAGGGCCUGCUAGGGGACGCGGUGGACCUGCUCUUUAUUUUACUCUUCGCCACGGUGCGCGUGGGUGUGGGGACUGUGAUGUUCUACUGUGAGCUCACCUCCCCCAGGACACUGAUGAUUAUGAAGCUCGGGGGGGUAGUGAUGUACCUGCUGGCGUGGGUGUUCAUGGUGGACAUAGCUAGAUUUGGGUACAAGAAAAGCAGAGCCAAGUAUAAACAGUGGAUGGAGAACCAUCAGCUCAGUGGCAUCAACACAGAAAACCUGCUUCAGACUAAAAGCCACUGAAGCUUUAAAAUCUCAUUUAUAUUUGAUGGUUUGGACAGAGCUGCUAUGUGCAGCUAUUUUAUAUGCUGUGACUUAUGAUAAACACUGCUGGAGCCAAUUACUGCGGAGGGCACUCUGGGAGGGGCUCUACUUAGAGGUUAAAGGUGGCCUAAUCAAGCGACAGGUGUGUGUGGCUUUGGAGACAAACGGUUUGACCGUGCAGGACAGGGGCGUGUCCAGGGAGUGGCCUAGGGUAGCACACGCCACCCUUAGAAUUUGAUUGGCCACCCCAGCCACCCCCACUAAGUUCCAGUUCAAAUUGACUUUACAAUGUCGACAAAAGGCUUGGGUUAUAAAUUCCAAAAUGGUGUGUGGUUGCAUGCUCCUUUCACAUUGUUUUCUAGCCCAGGCCUACAGAACAUUUCUGUAAUAUUAUUAUUUAUUUUUCAUAUUCACAUAAAAAGUAUUUAGUCCCACUCAACUCCAGAUGGUGGCAGUAAUGCAACAAGAAGUGACUUGCUAACCACCACAAAACUAGAAGAUGAAGAGAAAAAAUGGUGAUUGUGCAAUGUGAAACUCAAAAAUUUAAAAGAAAGUAAAAAAAAAAUAAACGAUUUGUGUAAAUACGUAAAUAAGCAUAACCAUUGGUGCCACCCAUGCAUAAACAAGUGCCCCAUAUGGGCCACCCCAUUUUAAAAUUCCUGGACACGGCUCUGGUGCAGGAUAGUGUUGGCAUCAAUAUUCUCUGAGUUUUGCUUUUAUUUUCUCUGCCUUUUUACUUUAAUAAAUGGAUCAGCGUAUCCGAACAUG